GACCGCGCCUCAAUCGCCACCACCAAAGGCAGCUCCAAAAUCGUGGGCGGACCUGGUCAAGCGUAACACAAAGACACAACCUAUAGGCGGCCUCGCGAACGGAGGCAUGGCUAAUGGUGGAUUCCAACUCCCGCAGACCGCGCCGCUUGCCGAGGCUUUGAAGCAGUACAAUGUCCACAGUGGCUCAAAGUUGGCAUUUCUCGAGCCAAGAGGACUCGUCAAUACUGGCAACAUGUGUUAUAUGAAUUCGAUUCUCCAAGUCUUGGUCUUUUGUGCUCCCUUCUACAGCUUCCUGGAUCAAGUCCGCCAGCGAACUGUGCACUCCAUGAAGAGCGACACACCUCUUGUUGAUGCGAUGAUUAUGUUCAUGCGGGAGUUCAAAGUUUUGGCUGACGCGGAGUCGGCGGAUGCUCUCCGAAAGACUCUCAAGCAGGAUCAGCUGGAGGUGUAUGGCGAUCCCGUCACGCCGGAAUAUGUUUACGAGGUGAUUAGGAAGCUGCCUCGAUUUGCGAGCAUGAGGCGCGGACAUCAGCAGGAUGCGGAAGAAUUCCUCGGAUUCCUGCUCGAAGGAUUGCACGAUGAGUGCGUUCACGUCAUGCAAGGACAGAUGGAUGAGCCAAAGGAGAACGGCGUCACAUCUCCGGAUACAGUCAUUGCUGAAGGCUGGCUCGAAGUUGGUCCCAAGCAGAAGGCUUCGGUGACCCGCACAGCCGGACAGCAAGAUGCGCCAUCACCGGUCACCAAGAUCUUCGGUGGCCACCUCCGAUCAGAGUUGCGUGUGCCAGGGCAGAAAGACUCUGUCACACUGGAGCCAUACCAACCACUGCAGCUCGACAUUGGAGCUCCGCACGUGAACAACAUCAUCGACGCUCUCAAGGGCAUCACUCGGACUGAGACAUUGACCGGCGACUUUGGCGGCAAAGGCAGCACCGCCAAGAAGCAAGUCUUCAUCGAUACCCUCCCACCAGUCCUCAUUCUCCACCUCAAGCGCUUCCAAUACGACAACUCUCAAACCGGCACCCAGAAGAUCUGGAAGAGAGUCGGGUACCCACUCGAACUCGAGAUUCCAAAGGACGUCUUCCCACCAGCCAAACGCGGUGGACUGGCUGUCAAAGGCGGCCUUCCACGAUACCGCCUCACGGGCGUCGUCUACCACCACGGCAAAUCCGCCGCCGGAGGACACUACACCGUCGACGUUCUGCGUCAAGACAGCCGCGAGUGGGUGCGCAUGGACGAUACCGUCAUCCGUCGCAUCCGUCCGGAAGACGUGGCCGAAGGCGGUUCAGAGGAAGAUCCGAAACUCCUGGCGAAGGCAUUGGAGCAGCACAAAGCUGAUGCGGACAUGCAAAAGCAACGCAACAUGUACCAGGGGCUUGACGAGGCCGAGAAGGAACCUGAAGAGGAGAAGCCGUGGUCGGAAGUCAAUGCAUAUGUUAACGGGCAUGCGAAGAAGUGGAGCAAUGUUGCUGUUGGUGCGACGAAUGGGACGGCCACGCCGGCGAGUACGACCGGAAAGAGGACGCCGACGAAUGCGGCUAGGAAGGAGGGAGUGAGGGAUAAUAAGGUGGCGUACAUUUUGUUGUAUGAGAGGAUGAGGGAUUGA
Molecule: messenger RNA, 1603 nt
Organism: Zymoseptoria tritici IPO323
Lineage: Eukaryota; Fungi; Ascomycota; Dothideomycetes; Mycosphaerellales; Mycosphaerellaceae
Exons: 3
Coding region: 107-1603 (498 amino acids)
Biological process (GO): protein deubiquitination
Cellular component (GO): nucleus; cytosol
Molecular function (GO): cysteine-type deubiquitinase activity; cysteine-type endopeptidase activity
Source: RefSeq, a predicted model, not a curated record